Dracunculus medinensis (Guinea worm) is the source of this 2409-nucleotide messenger RNA. NCBI's taxonomy places the organism in Eukaryota, Metazoa, Nematoda, Chromadorea, Rhabditida, Dracunculidae. The record is from the annotation of a GenBank genome assembly.
AUGGAUAUUAUAAAUGCGAAUCGUCGCUUACAAGAAACGAUUAGCAAAGUUCAAUCAUCGCUUGCUGUAGUUGCCGUUGUCUUUAAGAAAUUUUUACCAAUAUUUCGCUCGUUAUUCGAAAUUUCAUCUUUUGACGAAAAAGGAGGAAUAAAUAAUAAACAAAUUUUUCAACUCAAUUGGAUUUUAUUUAUUGCAUUAAGAAAACAGUUUGUUAAUGAAGAUCUCAUGAAUAAUUUCCAUUUAUUAUUGUGUUGUGUUGAUUAUAUUUUUCAUGAUCUUAUAAAAACUGGUAAUGCGAAACUUUUGAAGCGAGAUUUUGUAAAACAUGUCGAAAAUGAUGUUUCUUCACUGGAAUUUUUCUGCCACUCAUUUGGUGGUGUGGUUCUUGAUUCAAAACAUUUUCGAGUUCAUUGUUUUUUACCUCGCAUGCGAAAAUUGAUGGCUGAUGGUGUCAUUUCAACGAAUUCUGAUUUGUCACAUUUCACGACAAACAUAAGCUCCAAUUUGUGCAAACUUAGUGAACUGUAUGAAGAAGAGAUGGGAAAAAGGGGGGAAAUGGAUGAGCGAAUAUUCAUUCCUUCAGAUCUGAAUUCUAUUUUCGAUGAAGCUUUUGACGGUAGUGCGAUUGAGCGAUUACGAAGAACUGAAUCAGAUGACGGAUGGGAAUUUGAUGCUGAACUUUUGCUACGUAUGAGCACUCAAAGUUGUUUGGAGAGACUAAGUGAGCAAAGGCAUCAACGUACACCACUUAGUGGGAAUAGCUAUAUAAUCGCUGGAGAUCAGUAUUGUCCUGUCACACCUGUAUCAGGAUCAUUAUAUAAUGCAACCAAAAUGGAUAUUUUGCUUAACGGUGGAUUCAAGUUUGAAGGUAGCCACAUUGAGCAAAUUAUGUUGCAGUGUCGUGAGAAUCCAACCGCCUUCAUUUCAAACUGUGUUCGAUUAUUGGGUGACAAAUUCGAAAACGCAGUCGCAGCUGAAAAGAAAUCAAAAGGAGCUGAUUUUGACUCUUCAUUCACCGAAAUGAUUAGUUUAAGGCGCUUAAAUACUGAUACAUUAUUUUAUCGAUUUCUUGAAAAAAUUGCUAUCAGUGAAGGAGAACGAACUCAUUCUUCAGAUCGUUGUGAUUUAUCUAAUGUGCUGAAUAAACAUGAAUUGAUAGCUUCAAUUUAUGCAUGUGCAGUUCAAUUGAUUCUUUUCACAUAUGAUAGUGAACGUGAAUUUCCAUGGUGUUUGGAAGUAUUACGCCUCUCACCUGUACAUUUCUAUAAAGUAAUUGAACUAGUGAUUCGUGCUGACCCUGAACUUUCUCGCGAAAUGGUCAAGCAUCUUAAUAGGGUAGAAGAGCGAAUUUUGGAAGAAUUGGCAUGGAGUUUGGAUUCUCCCUUAUGGCAGGCAUUAGCUCGGCGUGCAGAUGGUGUACCUUCUAGUCAGUCUGUAUCAUUAAAUACAAUUGAAGGCUAUAGUGCACGUCACCAAAAUGCAUAUGGGCUUUCACGUUAUAAUUCGUCACCAUUAAAAAUUCGUAAAGGCUUAGCUACGAAAAGGCGAUUUGAUUACGAUGAUGAUGUCCAAGGACCAAGUCACAAGCAUAUUGCCGUUGAACAAGAAUUCGGUGCCGCUUUAACUCCUACUACUCUUUUUUUUCGCAAAGUUUACUAUUUGGCUGCCAUUAGAUUGAACGAUAUUUGUGAACGUGUGCGUUUAGACGAAAAAUCUCGUCAACGAGUGUGGACUUUAUUUGAACAUGUGCUAAGAACGGAAACGUCACUUAUGGCUGGACGUCAUUUAGAUCAAAAUCUUAUGUGUUGUCUCUACGUUAUUAGUAAAAUUGGAAAGCAAGAUAUAUCAUUUCAUGAUAUUAUGUAUCAUUAUCGUCAACAACCACAAGCUUGUUCCCGAGUUUAUAGACGUGUUCUUAUCGAUCAUAGCCCGUCGCCAACUGUGACGUCAGAUGAUAAUACAUCGCGUGAUUCAGUUGGAUCAAAUUCUUGUGGGAAAUUUCGUUCACAAUCGACUUUGCCGGUUCCUGGCAAUACAAGCAAUGCUUCUUCUACUCCUGAACCACAGAAUCAUGAUUAUGAGGAUCUCAUUAAAUAUUAUAAUCGUAUUUUUGUUAACAGAGUAGAAUAUUUUGUCAAAAAGCUGCAACCAGGAUUACUGGAUAAUAAAGAGUGUGAGAUAUCUUUGUUACCCAUGCCUACGAUACGCUGUCAUACAUUAUCACCUCGGCGUGUUAUUACUGAUCGUGUUACCGUUUUACCAAUGUCGCCUUUACCUUCUUCACCAGCUCGUCCCGUUCGUUAUAGUUUUAAUCGAAGUCCCACCAAGCCAUUAAUCAGUCCUGUUCCUCACAGUAUCGUACGACCGGUCUCAUAUCAAAUUGGAACUAUACCUUCCGCGUACCGCUAA